Messenger RNA from Canariomyces notabilis, 1450 nucleotides. RefSeq lists its product as uncharacterized. Bases 158 to 1243 code for a protein of 361 amino acids. The record is from RefSeq and is a predicted model, not a curated record. NCBI's taxonomy places the organism in Eukaryota, Fungi, Ascomycota, Sordariomycetes, Sordariales, Chaetomiaceae. The transcript has a single exon.
GGUCUCGUCUCAGGAGGGGGCGAGAUAAGUAGGUAUUUUGCCCGGAGCAUGCAAGGUACGACACAUGAACAGGGAUGAACAUGAAGUGCCCGGCGCAUAUGUUCGCAACCCAAGACAUCGGCCCCUCGAAAACAAACUCUCUCCAUCAUCCAUCACCAUGGCUAGCCAGCCGGAUGCUCGAGUACUAGAGGAGAUCUUGAAGACGCUCCAGCGUCUUGAGACAUGCCUUGACGGCCGAACCAACGUGAAUACACUUGGUACCACCGACGUAUCUAGUAUAUCGACGUCGACACACGCUACCUCAUCAUGGAGAGACCGAAGCUCAAGAAGGCCUUCGCACAGCAGCUCAAGUUCCCAGGGGCCAGGGCAUCAUGACCAACUUGGAAGCCCCAUCACCCCGUCAUACUCGUAUGACGCUCAAUCUGCCGUAUCCGCUUACAAGGCAUCUAUCGCUGAGCUGCGAAAGCGCUUUGAAUUCAUCGAUGACGGCUCCUCCGGUAUCAUCGGUGACACACCCGAUGCUACCAGUAAUACCAAUGUGCAGCCAGCUGUAGGGCUAGGGCUCUACGAAAAUGAGCAGGGAGCUGCCUCUGACGACGAAUACGAGUAUGACAUGGUUUACACCGAGUCCGCAUACUCGCAGUUUCCAUCUCGCUUAGACCUUGGAAAUUCUGGCGAAAAAGAAUUACCACCUCUUCCAGACAGCGCCCAACUGCGGGAUUACUCCCUCGCUGGUACAGCAUCGAGGUUCAAGACCGAGGACCAACAGCAAAAACCAGGUACCUUAGACGCCCAAAGCCGACAAGAACCACCACAUGCACAGGACGGGCCGAGUCAAGUGCGCCAGGGGACGCCUCUACACCAAUCUGUGCAAGGGUUCAGAUACGAUGAGCAACCUGACAGCGGGGCCGCCUCUAAUCCGAGUGCGUCUCGCCAGCACGAGUGGAAAUCGGUCAUCCGAAGGCGACAUGACCGUGUCGAAAUGGCAUAUUUUGCUUGGAACCGGUUCAAGGCCUCGCUGUGCUCCUCUUGGUGGUUUAUCUCGCAAGACCGAAAGGCCAACAAAUGUGAGAGGCGUCGUUUGCGGAAUGCUUUAACUCCUGACGCGGCAGUUCUACGGCUGGAGACUACUAGUACUACGGAAGGGACCAUGGUGUCCAGAUUGACCAGGAGUAUUGCUCGCCGGCUCAAGGUGGGGAAGAUGGAAUCAUGGCUCAGGGGAAGUGUUGACAAAGUGGCCUGAGAAAUGCUUUGGCCGUUCUCUCCUUAUGACUGCUAGUACCUACCUACCUUACUUAGUGGGAUAGGCUUAUAGGUAUAGUACCCUUUCUGUCUGAAUUAGUGGUCAGGGUCAUUCCUUGUUACUCCGGUGUCUGUUCAUUUUGAAUACCUUAGCUUGAGUCAUUCCUGCUAUCUAACGGCACUUUGUUCCUCGGUUCAUGUUGUCUAC